Molecule: messenger RNA, 1616 nt
Organism: Cuscuta epithymum
Lineage: Eukaryota; Viridiplantae; Streptophyta; Magnoliopsida; Solanales; Convolvulaceae
Source: the annotation of a GenBank genome assembly
GGAGUGUUAUGGCGAAUUAACGCAUUAAGUUUCUAAUUAUACGUAUAUAAGUUUCUUUCUUGCCAAUAUAUAUACCUUAAACGUACGGAGUAUGAGUUAUCAUAACUCAAAUUUAGUUUCUAAUUUCAGGGUUCAAGUAAAAAAUGAGAGAUGCAUUACGCGUCAUGAAAUCAUUCCCGAGCUUGCCGCGAUUAGUUGUGAUAGAUCUCGACUACACUUUGUGGCCCUUUUACUGUCAUAGCCGAUCUGAACAUGAUUACGCAGAAUUGUUUCCUCAAGCGAGAGAGAUAUUAGUGGCUCUAUAUGAAAUGGGAGUUGGCGUUGCAAUUGCCUCAAGAACACCCACUCCAAACAUAGCUCGUGUUUUCUUACUUAAGCUAGGUUUAGGAUCAAUAUUUAUUGCAAAGGAAAUGUUUCCAAGUAGGUCACCCAAAACAGAACAUUUUGAAAGGAUCCAUAGAAGAACAAUGGUGCCUUAUAAUCAAAUGUUGUUUUUUGACGAUGAGAAAAGGAACAUUGAUGCGGUAAGUCCACUGCUUAGCUAUAAGUGUAAUAUAUUUCUCGUUAACUUAAUUUUUUUUUUUAAUUUUCAUCAAGUUCACAAAUUUAUUCUAAUCUUUAUCUUUUAUUAAAGAGACUCAAAUUUCAUCUUUUUAAAUUAGAAAAGUUGUGUCAAAUUAUCACUUAUCGGUAUCAAUAAUGUUUAUAUAUUUCAAUAUUUGUAUCUAAUUAAAUAAUACCUAUUCCGUAGUAACCAGUCAUUUACCUUUUGUAUAAUUUUAGCGAUAACUAAAAUAAACGGGAAAACUGUCAAUUUGGUUCUCGUACUAUCACAAAAAAGUCAAUUAGGUCCUCGUAUUUUAAAAAAAUUCAAUCAAAUCCCGAACUUUGUAAAAACGUUCAAUUGUGUCCAUUUGCAGGUUACUUGCCGUGUCAGCAGAUCAUUUGCUGACGUGACGCACACGUGGACCGCCACGUGUGCACCGUGCCAUCAUCAAAUGGGUGAUUGGACUUCCACAUGUGUGUCACGUCAUCAAAGUCGCUGCUGAUUGGACUGCCACGUGUGCGCAGUCAGUGGAUGACCUACUGACAUGACAAGUAACCUGCAAAUGGACACAAUUGAAUAUAUAGUUGAUUUAUUUAGCUACUAAUCUAAAAUGUAAUCAUUUUUUUAAUUUAGGCAUCUCAAAUGGGAGUGACAAGCGUGUUGGUAACCAAUGGCAUAAAUCUUAAAGCUCUAUAUGAAGGACUCUCAGCAUUCCAUCAACGCCAUAUUCUACCUCCACAACAUGCAUUUAUGAUACCCCAUCACCAUCCUAGUCGAAUUGCGCCUCCCGCCCAACCUCAACUUCAUGGGUAUUGCAACACGUCACAUAUUGUGCAACCUCGCCCAGAAGGAUGUUGCAACAUUCCAUGCAUGCAUUUCAAAAUGAUGUCAUUAUGUCGCUAUCGUCACCAUCACCAUCACCAUCACCAUAGCAAUCGCCAUAGGCACAUUUAGCCAUGUUUCAAGUUGACUUGUUCUGAUUAAUACUUUAUUUAAUUACAUAAUAUUAACCAUAUUAUCAUGGUUCCUUCUAAUUUUUUCAUACAAGUGAUCAAGAUUAUGUUAUAAA